GAGAAUUGUCAUAUGAUAAAGGCAGAAAUGUAAUGAGAGAUGUACUGUACCCCGCUAUUGCCCGGUCCGUCAACAAUUACUGGCUCUACGCCAAUGCACUGGAUCGCAAUCCGAACUGACAGCUCCGACCUUCCACCCGAAUCGGGGCUGGAACCCCGCCCUGGCCCUGGCCCUGGCCCUGGCCCUGGCCCAGUGACCGCAUCACCACCGGCUCGUCCUCCGUCGAUAACGAUAAGUUCUCCAACUACUCGUAAGCUCCCCCGUGCGAACCCGUCCUAACCACCAAACAACCCUACAAUUCACCGGCCAUCAACCAGGCAACGCACACACAAUCACGAUGUCUUCCCCAAACCACUCACCCCCCGGCAUCCUCCACGAAUACGCCCCCCACCUCGUCGCUUUCGAAUUCACCACCCCCACCAACGACCCCAAACCCAACACCCUCCUCUUCAUCGGUGGCCUCACCGACGGCCUGCACACGGUGCCCUACGUGCGCACCCUCGCGCAGGCCCUGCCACCAAAAAGCACCUGGAGCGUCUUCAACCUCCUCCUCAGCAGCUCCUACAGCGGCUUCGGCACGGGCGGCCUGGACACGGACGUAGCCGAGAUCGCCCAGUGCAUCGAGUUCAUCCGCACGCGGCUGCCGCACAAGGCCGCCGGCAAGAUCGUCCUCAUGGGCCACUCGACGGGCAGCCAGGACGUCCUGCACUACCUGCACUCGCAACCUCCAAAUCGGCCGGUGGUCGAUGGGGCGAUCAUGCAGGCGCCCGUCUCGGAUCGCGAGGCGCUGCUGGUCAAGAUCCAGGACGCUGAUACCUUUAAGCAGAAUGAAGUGCGGGGCGCCUACGAGCAACUCGUGCAGAUGGCGCGCUCCGGGCCCGCCACCUUCCUCCUGCCCAUGGACCUGCUCGCCCGCGUGGGCCUCCCCGAGAAUACGCCGGUCACGGCGCAGCGGUUCUGGAGCUUGGCGAGUCCCGACAGUCCCCAGCGGCCGAGCGCGGAUGAUCUGUUCAGUUCGGAUCUGGGGGAUGAGAGUCUCGCGGCGACGUUUGGAAAGGUGGCGGAGAGGGGUCUUCUGAAAGGGAGGUUGAUGGUUCUGUUCUCCGGGGCGGACGAGUAUCUGCCACCCUGGGUGGAUAUCCCGGGGUUGAUGGGGAGGUGGAGGCAGGCCGUGAAUGUUGGGGGCCAAGAUCUCUGGGAUGAUGAGGGGAGUGCAGCCAUUGAGGGGGCGAGUCAUAAUGUGAGUGACGUUGGGCAGGAGGAGCUGGUGCUUCGGCUUACUCUCGCCGAACAACCGAUCCACGAAGGUGAUGGGACACUCGGCGACCUUGAACCCCAUGGCCUUGGCGCGGACCAUCAUCUCCAUCUGGAAGCUGUACCCCUUGGACUGGGUGCUGUGGAUGACCUUCUCGAGCACGCUCUUCUUGUACAGCCGGAAGGAGCCGGUCAGGUCGCUGACGCCGGGCAUGAGCAUGACGUCGGCGAUGAGGUUGGCCGUGCGCGAGGUGAACUUGCGGAACAGGUCCCAGCCGUAGACGCCGCCGCGGAUGUCGCCGCGGGCGGCGUAGCGCGUGCCCGUGACGAUAUCCGCGUCCGUCUCGCGCUGGAUGUCGAUCAUCGUCGGGAUGAACUUCGGGUGGUGGCUGAAGUCCGCGUCCAUGAUAAUCACGUAGUUGCCCGUGCAGAACUGCAAGCCGUGGAUGUACGCCGUCCCCAGCCCCAGCUUGCCCGCCCGCGGCUUCAGGAUGAUGUGCUCCGCGCCCCAGUGCUGCUGCAGCUGCUUGGCCACCUCCAGGGUGCCGUCCGGCGAGCCGUCGUCCACGAUGAUGACUUCCCAGUCUAG
Molecule: messenger RNA, 1843 nt
Organism: Aspergillus uvarum CBS 121591
Lineage: Eukaryota; Fungi; Ascomycota; Eurotiomycetes; Eurotiales; Aspergillaceae
Exons: 3
Coding region: 338-1843 (501 amino acids)
Source: RefSeq, a predicted model, not a curated record